This is a messenger RNA of Centrocercus urophasianus (Greater sage-grouse), 1582 nucleotides long. It is a transcript of the gene SLC30A6, whose product is annotated as solute carrier family 30 member 6. Lineage: Eukaryota; Metazoa; Chordata; Aves; Galliformes; Phasianidae. Gene Ontology annotation, biological process: monoatomic cation transport; transmembrane transport. The transcript has 14 exons. The record is from RefSeq and is a predicted model, not a curated record. Gene Ontology annotation, cellular component: membrane. Bases 326 to 1561 code for a protein of 411 amino acids. Gene Ontology annotation, molecular function: monoatomic cation transmembrane transporter activity.
UCGGCGUCCUGGGGAGGGCUUGGUGAUGAUUUGCAUGGAGAGAGUGUAGUAAGUGCAGGGCUUCUGCCCCGGGGAACGUGCGUUUGCAGUCUGUGAUACUGCUUGAUACUCGUGGUACCGAAGAAAACGUGGGUGUGCCUGCAGAUACUGAGAGCAGCGUGAAAUACAGCUUUGUUGACAGGGGACAAUACACCUGUUCCGCAAAUCACAGAGGUCAUUGGUUGGAAAGUUAACACAUGAAUUUAGGCUGGUUGCAGCAGAUAGAAGGUCCUGGAAGAUCCUGCUGUUUGGUGCUAUAAAUUUAAUAUGUAUUGGCUUGCUGCUAAUGUGGUGCAGCUCUACGAACAGCAUAGCUUUAACUGCUUACACGUAUUUGACAAUCUUUGAUCUUUUCAGUUUGAUAACAUGUCUAAUAAGCUACUGGGUAAUGGUGAAGAAACCCAGUCCAGUCUAUUCAUUUGGGUUUGAGAGGUUUGAAGUUCUGGCUGUAUUUGCUUCUACGGUUCUGGCGCAGCUUGGUGCUCUUUUUAUACUGAAAGAAAGUGCAGAGCGAUUUCUGGAACAGCCUGAGAUACACACGGGACGACUACUAGUUGGUACUUUUGUGGCUCUUUUUUUCAACUUAUUUACAAUGCUUUCUGUGAGGAAUAAGCCUUUUGCUUAUGUCUCUGAAGCUGCAAGCACAAGUUGGCUUCAGGAGCACGUUGCAGAUCUCAGUAGAAGUAUUUGUGGAAUCAUCCCAGGACUGAGUAGCAUCUUUCUACCACGGAUGAACCCUUUCGUCUUGAUUGAUAUUGCUGGAGCUCUAGCUCUUUGCAUUACAUAUAUGCUCAUUGAAAUCAACAAUUACUAUGCUGUAGACACAGCGUCAGCUAUAGCAAUAGCUUUGAUGACAUUUGGUACAAUGUACCCCAUGAGUGUCUACAGUGGGAAAGUACUGCUCCAGACAACCCCACCACAUGUGUUUGGCCAGUUGGAUAAACUUCUUAGAGAGGUUUCAACUUUGGAUGGUGUCUUGGAAGUUCGAAAUGAGCAUUUCUGGACAUUAGGUUUUGGCACUUUGGCUGGAUCAGUACACGUCCGAAUUCGAAGAGAUGCGAAUGAGCAAAUGGUACUUGCCCAUGUCACUAACAGAUUAUACACAUUGGUCUCAACCUUGACUGUUCAGAUUUUCAAAGAUGACUGGAUCAGACCUACCUUAUCAUCUGUGCCUAUAGCAAACAACAUGCUGAACCUUUCGGAUCACCAUGUUAUUAUGAUGCCGUCUUUGAAAGCUGCUGACAACUUGAACCCUGUUACAUCUACUCCAGCAAAGCCCAGCAGCCCGCCACCGGAAUUUUCUUUCAAUACACCAGGCAAAAACGUGAAUCCAGUUAUCCUUUUAAACGCUCAAACAAGGCCCUAUGGAUUAGGCCUUAAUCAUGGACCCACACCUUACAGCAGUGCACUCAAUCAAGGAUUUGGAAUACCGGGAGUGGGAGCAACUCAAGGAUUCAGAACUGGGUUUACAAAUGUCCCAAGCAGAUAUGGAACAAACACUCGUGGUCAAUCCCGACCAUAAUAAACAGCAUUAUUUAUUGUA